AUUCAAGGGGGUAUUUGAAGUCACGUGUUGUAAUCAUGCCGAUCAAGAGUCAAUCGCGGUGGCGUUAGGUCACGAAUGAGAGCAGUGUGGAUUAAUUUAGCAAUUUGCUUUCCUUCUGUCUUCGAAUGAGAUAUUGUCAUACUUGAGUCGUCGCUGCAGAAUGGCAUAAAAGACUCGGUAAGGACCGGAAGUCAUCAUCAUCUGUUAUUUUGGUUUGUGAGCACUGAACGUUAUUCUCUAUCGACUGAUAAAUUCCUGUCACAACUGAUCUUUCGUUCGAUUUACGACAAAGUUCAUUGUGACCACUUGGAUAAACUGACAGCUGAAUCCUCCGCCUUACAUGCUAAAAUAUUUCACAUUAAGCCAUGAGCAACCUUGGCAAGAAGUCGAAAUGGAAUUUGUCGGUUUUCAUAACAAAUUUAAGCACCGAAAAGUCGGUUGAAGUGAAUGGAGAAACUCAUGUUGGCAAAUUAAUGCUGGACCUCGUUGAAGGGCUAGAUAUAGCAGCCGACUGGUCCGAUCAUGGGUUAUGGUGGCCUCAAAAACGACAGUGGCUGCUUAAACCUCGAUUGACACUAGAUACCAUUGGUGUUCAAGGAGAUGCGGUUCUACAGUUUACUCCAACGCAUAAAAAAGUUCGAGUACAGUUACCAGACCUGCAGUACGUUGAAGUCUCAUUGGAUUUUUCCAAGCCCAUUUUUCACGCCGUGCAAGAACUUUGUGCCGAACUUGGAAUCAGGCAUCCCGAAGAACUCUCUCUGUUGAAACCAUACGAAGGGUUGAGAAAAGAAGGCCGGAGAAGCUUUCGUGGUAAAUUAAAGAAGAGACAUUCGCAGUCUUCGCUUAGUUCGGACGACAAUUUAUCUACUAAUAGCGACGACAAAACGAGAGGAAGCAAAGAUAGUUUAACAGUUCCAAAUUAUAAUUCGCUUCCCAGGCACGGUUACUCCUCACCGAAUGGCACCCUAAACGCGUCAUCACCGGUUGGUUAUUCAAGUUUUACGUCUGAUGGGUCUUGUGGAACGAUCGAAUCAACAGCAUUAGCGAGCAGCCCAGUCUCUCCAUCAAUUGAAGCUAUUUCAGCAUUAUUUAAACCCAAAACGCUACAAGAAAAAGCUGUUGUCAACAAAGGAUGGAUGGACUCUUCAAGAUCUUUAAUGGCACAGGAAGUUGCAGAAUUUUCCACGCUCCUGUUGAGAUAUAAGUACUAUGCAUUCUUUGACCUAAACCCAAAGGUUGAUGAAGUGAGAAUCAAUCAGCUGUAUGAACAAGCUAAGUGGUCAAUCUUGACAGAGGAAGUAGAGUGUACUGAGGAAGAGAUGUUGACGUUUGCCGCCAUACAGUUUCAAGUGAAGUUAACGUCAACUUCACCACAGAGCCAGGCAACUAGUGAUGAUGACAACGAUGACAUCGAUGCAGCGCUCAAUGAUUUACAGGCAACUCUUGAAGGCUCAUCACUCACCACUCCAGGGCAACAGAAGAGUCUGACAUCAGUUCCAGAAAUAAAAGAUUAUCUUCAUUUGGUGAAGCAUAAAACAUUUGGUUCGAAGAAAAAGAAGUACUGGUUUGUCUUCAAAGACACCAUCUUGUCACUGUUUAAAUCUCAAGAGGAAGCUUUUGGUCAAGCAGUUCAAAAGUUUAAUCUGAGAGGUUGCGAGAUCAUCCCAGAUGUUAAUGUCAACAAAGAGAAAUUUAACUUCAAAGUUAAGCUCCAAGAAUCAGAGGAUAUUGAAAUCUGCUGCUCUUGUGAAUCUCAGUAUUCUAAAUGGAUGGCAGCCUGUCGCCUGGCAUCCAAGGGGAAGACUAUGGCUGAUUCUGGAUAUGAUGCAGAGGUCUCUGGUAUCCAGGCCUUCCUCAGCAUGCAGCAUGAUAAGGGGGAUGCCACGCCCCUUAGUCCUGGACAAAUUCCCAUUCAGCCGGAAGAUUUCGUUGGUCCAAGAAUGUUGAAAAAAUACAAAGCUAAGCAGAUUGCUGCUCGCAUUCUUGAAGCGCAUUCUUCUUUGAACAAAAGCUCGUUGGUUGAAUCUAAAAUGCUCUAUGUAAGACAAUGGCAGGCGUUGCCAGAAUUUGGUCUCUCUCAUUUUGUCGUUCGAUUCCGCGGCUCAAAGAAAGAGGAAAUCCUUGGAAUCGCAUUUAACAGAAUAAUGCGAAUCGACCCGACAAGUCGUGAAGCAUUAAAGACCUGGAGAUACAGCGUGAUGAAAGCUUGGAACGUAAACUGGGAGACCAGGGAAAUGGUUGUCCAAUGUGAAGGGGAGACCAUUACGUUCGCGUGCACGAGUGCAGACAUCAAAGUCAUUCACGAAUUUAUUGGAGGGUACAUCUUCAUGUCAAUGAGAAAAGAUGUCAAUCAGCCAUCUAACGAAGAGCUGUUCUUCAAACUGACCGGGGGUUGGGUGUAGUCUGCUUCCUGUUCGAGUCAUUUCUUUUUUAUUGGCAGUUGAUGAAGCGAGUAUGUUUCUCUGGCUUCUCUUGUUACCUGUUUUUGAUUGAAUUUAUGUGUCGCCAAGCAAAACCAUCUAUCUCCCUUCUUGUAGCAGUGCUUAAAGUGCGGGAAAACGCGGGUGACCAAGUUGUGAUUGGUUUUAGUUUUGCAUCUGAUUGGUUUAGAGUGGCGCGAGUUUUCUGGACCAAUCACAGAGCGAAGUGAUGCAAAACUAAUGGAAUCUCGGAUUACUUUCCAUACUCAAUUGAAAAUUGUCAUUCUCCAUCAGACUGAGGUAAACUAGCUUCGUGUUGUGUCAUCUAUGUCUGAUAGUUCCGGGAGGAACUGAUAUUAUUCUACCCGUGAAUGGGUGGAGACACAAACAAGAACAGAGCAUGACAUCUGUCUAUCAGACUUCU
Messenger RNA from Pocillopora damicornis (cauliflower coral), 2844 nucleotides. Its product is annotated as fermitin family homolog 2. Gene Ontology annotation, molecular function: integrin binding. Gene Ontology annotation, biological process: cell-matrix adhesion; integrin-mediated signaling pathway. Gene Ontology annotation, cellular component: cell-substrate junction. Lineage: Eukaryota; Metazoa; Cnidaria; Anthozoa; Scleractinia; Pocilloporidae. The record is from RefSeq and is a predicted model, not a curated record.